GUGCUGGGCCGCAUCUCCGCAUGGACCUGCACGGUGCUCUACAUGACUUCACGCCUGCCGCAGAUCUGGGUCAACCUGAGCCGGCGCUCCGUCGAGGGUCUGUCGAUCCUACUCUUCCUGUCGGCGUUUAUGGGCAACCUGCUGUAUACGAUCAGCAUCCUUGUCAACCCGCGCUCGUCCGGACCCGGCGCGCGCGCUUACCUCGCCGAGAGCACGCCAUUCCUCCUUGGCAGCGGCGGUACGCUCAUCUUCGACCUGAUCAUCGUCGCACAGUGG
Molecule: messenger RNA, 276 nt
Organism: Tilletiaria anomala UBC 951
Lineage: Eukaryota; Fungi; Basidiomycota; Exobasidiomycetes; Georgefischeriales; Tilletiariaceae
Exons: 1
Source: RefSeq, a predicted model, not a curated record